Perca flavescens (yellow perch) is the source of this 2770-nucleotide messenger RNA. RefSeq names its product formin binding protein 1-like (gene fnbp1l). The record is from RefSeq and is a predicted model, not a curated record. The transcript has 16 exons. Gene Ontology annotation, biological process: signal transduction. The coding region runs from base 319 to 2004 and encodes 561 amino acids. Gene Ontology annotation, molecular function: protein binding. NCBI's taxonomy places the organism in Eukaryota, Metazoa, Chordata, Actinopteri, Perciformes, Percidae.
ACAUAACAUUAGCCUAAUUAUUUACAGAAAGCUCAUAGUUAUUUACCUGUUGUUGGUCUUUCUUAAGUCUAAAACCGCUUGGCUGACCCAACAAUAACCCUAUUUUUAGAGUCACUGUGGUCCAGGGCCCCUGGUUUGGGCGGCCCUGCUGAUUCAGGCGGAUAGAGAGAGCAGGAGGAAAAGAAGAAGGAGGAGGAGGAGGAGUGUGUGUGUUUGUCAGCAGACACUGAAGAACCGGAGUCCCAGUGGCAGUUUAGGAGAGUCUUGAGCGGGGAAAUCUCUGUCUAAUACGGGAGAACUCAGAAGGGGGAAUCCGCGAUGAGUUGGGGAACGGAGCUCUGGGACCAGUUUGAAAAUCUGGACAAACACACUCAGUGGGGCAUCGACUUUCUUGAGCGCUACGCAAAGUUUGUCAAGGAGAGGCUGGACAUAGAGCAGAACUACGCCAAACAGCUACGGAACUUGGUGAAGAAGUACUGUCCAAAACGCGCCAAAGAUGAGGAGCCGAGGUUCACAUCGUGUCUGUCCUUCAACUCCGUACUGAAUGAGCUCAACGACUACGCCGGUCAGAGGGAGGUGGUGGCGGAGGAGAUGGCUCACAAGGUGUACGGAGAGCUGAUGAGGUACAGCCAGGACCUCAAAGCUGAGAGGAAGCACCAUCUACAGGAGGGCAGGAAGGCCCAGCAGCAUUUGGACCAUUGCUGGAAACAGAUGGACAACAGCAAAAGGAAGUUUGAGAGAGAGUGUAGAGAAGCUGAGAAAUCCCAGAUUACCUACGACCGGUUAGACAAUGACAUCAACGCCACCAAAUCAGAGGUGGAGAAGGCCAAAGCCCAGUUCUACCUGCGCAAUCACAUGGCUGAUGAGAGUAAGAACGAGUACGCCGCUCAGCUGCAGAACUUCAACGCAGAGCAGUGGAAACAUUUCAACAACGCCAUACCACACAUCUUCAAGAAUCUGCAGGACAUGGACGAACGUCGGACGGUGAAGCUCGGGGAGACGUACCGGAGCUUUGCUGAGGCCGAGCGGAGAGUCAUUCCCAUCAUCUCCAAAUGCCUAGAAGGAAUGGUUUCUGCUGCCAAAGCUGUCGAUAUGCGAAAGGACUCACUCAUUGUCGUGGAAUCGUUUAAGUCAGGCUUCGAACCUCCGGGCGACUUCCCCUUCGAGGACUUCAGUCAGAAUCUGAGCAGAGCGGGUUCAGACGGCACCAUCAGCAACACGCCCAAAGGAGACCGAGAAGGGGCCCCGGGGCCACGAACCGAUCCGAAACACCCUAUGAGCAGAACCAAGAACAAGCUGUGGCUGUUUGGGAAGAAACCAAAGGCCCCAUCUCUGGAGGAUUUCAGCCACUUACCCCCCGAGCAGAGGAGGAAAAGGCUGCAGCUGAGGAUCGACGAACUCAGCAAAGAGCUCCAGAAAGAGAUGGAUCAGAGAGAUGCCCUGAACAAGAUGAAGGAUGUUUAUGAGAAGAAUCCACAGAUGGGAGACCCCAGCAGCCUGCAGCCCAAAAUAUCAGAGACCAUAUGUAACAUGGAGAAGCUGCGCUCGGAAAUUCACAAAAACGAGACUUGGUUAUCUGAGGUGGAGGGAAAGCAAAGCUCCAGAGGAGACCGAAGACACAGCGCUGACAACCACCAUCACACUCCUCAAGGCAGAGAGAGCCCUGAGGGCAGUUAUACAGACGACACCAGUCAGGAGCAUCACACACCUCACAAGCGGCCCAGUCCUCCACAGCCCGGCCAACCCAACCCCGACCCGCACGAGUUUGAUGACGAAUUUGACGACGACGACCCGCUGCCAGUCCUCGGACACUGCAAAGCGCUCUACUCCUUCGAUGGUCAGAACGAGGGGACACUAGUGAUGGCAGAAGACGAGGUGUUGUACAUCAUCGAGGAGGAUAAAGGCGACGGCUGGACGAGGGCGAGGAAGCAGAGCGGAGAGGAGGGCUACGUUCCCACCUCCUACGUAGAAAUCACCAUGGAGAAAAACUGCAAAGGUUCCUGAGGGCUGCAGGGUGGCCGGGCGAUUUGAUUGGCUGGUGAAGGGCUCACGCUGAUUGCUGAUUAUUGGUGGUGGUGGUGAGGGUGGGGGGGGGUGACGAAAAAAGAGACAGGUAGAGAGGGAUAGACAGAUGAGGCAGGAGGAUGGAGGCAGGUUUGCAUGUCUGCAUGCUCACAUAUCCAUAAUCAGCAAAGCAUUCUGGGUUACUAGAGGAAGAAGGGAGGGUCAUAAGUAGAAGAGUAGAUGACCUCAAAGCCCAAAAAAGAUACUAGCACUAAUAUCAUCUAAUAAUAAGCGGCAGCCAUUGGAGAAGUCCCACCCUGACUAGGAGUUUCUAAACUUUUUUGCUGCAGAAGUUUGACAUGGUAACAUUUGAGCAGCAGUGGCAGAAAACUAGGAACACAGGGGUGGAAACCACAAUCCCUCCUCUGCUGCUGUGAUAUAAAACAUGUUUUAUAUCUAUGAUGAAGCCAGUGUCAGACGUUUAUUAGAAUAAACAGAAGCUGCAACCGCUUCCUGGUCUGUCAGGGUCGACUUCUGUGAUGGCUACACACUUUGUUUAGGAGGAAAUCCGAUCACAUCAGGGGGGAAAACUAGCUGAUGUUCUUCUCUCUGUGGGUUCAAACAUACAGUGUAUGUAUCACCUUGUUUGUUUUUUUUGUUAAACCUUUGACAGCAAAUCGAAAGCAUGUGCUACGACGGUCAGUGUAACGCUUAUCAGGAAUAUGCAGGUCAUUAACUGCAUAUGGACCAAAAAAAAAAUGAAAAA